UUUUAGCCUUUCUCUUACUAGCCUGCUAAAAUUUCAUCAUUCUACAGCUAGCUUUUUGUGGUGCUGUCUAUCCCGCGAUAGUGAAAGAUAUGAUUAUUUUGUUAUGUAGUCAUGAAUCAUGAUAGUGGCCUACAAAUCACCCAUUUCGGCUUUUGUUGCUACAAAUCAUGGUCACCAUAAUUAUAAUCGCUAUUUCAAAGUGAUGGUAGGUACAUAAGAAAGGGAGCGUGAAAAAUAAAUACGCAACGCGUUAUGUUCUUAUAAAUGUUUUAUUACAUAUGCGCCGUAUCGUAGUGAUUACAUUUUCUUUGCGCCGUAUGCCUAUGCGCCAAACAAAUGUUUUUCUUUUCAAUAAGAUCCCGUGCAGCGUGCCGCGGACUUUGUCCGACCAAGGUCUGACCGACACAGGCAGACUAGAUUGAACCACCAACUAUCCACGCUGCACUGCGCAGUUUAAUUACAGACUUACAAUCUUGUCUGUCUGAGUCGGUCAAACCUAGGUCCACAAAGUCCAAGUCCAAAGGAUUAUGUAUAUAAUCGAUCGACUGAAUCUGCUCGGCUGGAUUGGAUUAAGCCAACAUUACGUCAGUUUUUUUUUUUGACUUUGACAUUUGACUUGUUUUCGAAUUUACGUCCGUUAUCUACCAGUCGUUGUCGUUGAACAUAUUUUUAAUUCUUUGCUUUCUACUGUUUUGUUUUUAUUUGAGUAGCACUAAAAUAGCACAAAAGAGUAGUUUUUAUUAGUUCGGUGAUAUUAACGUCGAAAGUCCCCUCGGGAUAAUCUGAAGCGAAUGUUUUCAAAUAUUUUGAAUACGAGUUCUACGCCUAAUGAGUCGAGUAAUUUAAAGAAUAUCUAUCAAAAAUUUCAAAAUUUUCUCGGUCGCGGCGAUUCAAGUAGUGAGAAAAUAAGUCCGGAAAUUAUGUUGUCUUCCAGAGGAAGUGCUGCUGCCUCAGACGAUAGUUUUAUAACCCCAGCUUCAUCAAUGGGGGAUCUCAUGGCUUUAUCGCCAAAAAAAUCAUCCGCCGAUGUAUCUCGGCAACCUGACGUAACUGAAGAUUUCCUCACAGGGUACGAUAGCAUAUGUGAUGUGACUAUGCAAGAAGUUCCGGCUUACGACGAUAUGUUCAUAGAUGCAACUAGUUUGGACUACCUUGUCAAGUGUGCCGAGUCUAAUCGCAAUCACAACCAAAUCGACCGCGGCAAGGAGAGCUUGUUUGUGAAGUUUGAUCCGCUGUAUGCUAGACAAAAACUGAUAAACACAGAGUCACCAAAUACUGAGUCAACUGGGGACUCUGAAGUGGAUGUUGGAUAUGAAACUGGCAGUGCAGCUUCAGUAUUUGUUGACAACCAUGUAGCUUCCCCGAAACACUCUCAAUCAACUGGAUCAAUCCUGUUAUCUACUAAGGAUAAACCAAUGCAAGUAGUACCACCAGUUGUAAACUGUGAUGCACCUAAACAAAGUUCUGCUCAGACACGAUCAACUCCAGCAUUGAUGCGUAGCGUUUCCGCGAUUUUGACCCCAACUCAAGUAGCCACAGAGAGAUUGAUAAGUAUUUCGGGUAGCACACCACCCACUGCCGCACCUCGCAGUCCUCGCUUCAGUAAUUACAGUACUCAAGAUGUUGAUCGCCUUCAAACCUUAAGAACCAUUCUCCAGAGACAAGACCAAGAAGUGUUACAACUAAGACAGGAAAACAGGGAAUUAAGAUCAACAUUACAAGACAUGGAAUACAAAUAUUCCCGAGUCACAGAAGAUUUGGAAGCCAAAGUUAAGAAAUUGACUGACGAAAGAGAUAGCUUACAGGAGAAAGAGAAUAGGUUGAUGCAGCAAAUCAAUGACAAGAUAAUGAGUAACAAACAAAUGAGUAUUGUUAUGGAGGAGUAUGAAAAAACUAUUUCAUCUUUAAUAUGUGAGCAGCAGCGGGACAAACUCCAGUCUCAAGAAAUGCAGGAAAAGUUAGAGUCAGAGAGAGAUCAGGCUUUGAAUCACCUCACGAGCAUGGAGAGUUCCUUUAAUGAUCUGUUAGCUAAAUAUGAAAAGUGUAAAAGUUUGAUAGUAGAGGUCAAAGAAAGGGAGAAAUUGUUUGAGCAAAAGAUAUCAGAAUAUGAAAUUGGUAUGAAAAAGUAUGAAGUGCUCUAUAACAAUAUAAAGGAGGUUACAUCGGAUAGUCUGUCUAAGGCAAAUGAAACCCUGGAUAGCAUUAAAAAGAACCACAAUGUUGAGAUCACAAAGCUCAAUGCUACUAUCAAAAAGCAUGAAAUUACUAUUGCAUCUCUGCAAGAGUCUCUUGCGCAGAAAACUAGAGACAAUGAAGAGUUGACUAGGAUAUGUGAUCAGUUGAUUAAUGAAGUCCGUUGAACAGCUCCCUCCGUAACUAGGUUCUUAUGCUUGGUGCUUCUUUCUGACAUUAUUUGGAAUCGUUACUGUCCAAUAUUGUCAUAAAUUUUCCUGUGAUGAAAGCAACUCUAUUCAACAUUUUAGUUUUUAGUAUUGUUUGUGUUUGAUUUUAUACAUUGACAUUUUUGAAAAUUUUAGAUUCUGUUGCCAUUUUAUUUGUAUUGAUAACCCAUUACUACUGUUGAAAGAUUUUGAAUUCUGAAAGCAAUAAUGCUUUAUUUUGUAUAGCAAUGAUCUUGGAAUUAUAAAUUUUGACCAUCUAUUCGAUUUCACUUUGUUGAAAAAUUUACAAGGAAAGGAGAUCUGAUUUUAUAUAUUAACUAUUCAUUUCUUGAUAUAUUCUCAUUAUCAGUAUUUAACAGUGUUUUAAUUUUGUCUAAAUCCUAUAUCUUUUAUUAUUAUGGACCACAUUAUCAUGUGUAGUAAAUAAUUGUCAAUCCAAAACUUCAAAUGAAUAUAAUAAUAAUGACUUUAUUUAAAGACCAUUGUAAAUUCACUGUUCAUUUAUAAGAAAAAUUAAAUUGACAAAACAAACCUAGGAGUCAAAAUUGCAUUUUUAUACUUUUUUGCUUCAUAAAUUUUUGACUUCAUUAGGGUUAAUUGAUUUGCAAAUCUACAGAUUUGUAAUAUUGUAUUAUUCAGAAAUACUAGUUGCUAUCAUGUUCAUUAUUAUGUAUGUACAAAACUUACAGUACAGUUUACUUAGAUAUCUGAUUUUCUGAUCUUUGCCAUAUAUUUUAUACUUUGGUUGUUAUCAUGAGUGUUGGAGCGUUUACUUUCUCUGCUUUGUUUAGACUGCGAUUUAUAAAUAAAGUACUUACCUAUAUAGGAUUAA
Molecule: messenger RNA, 3234 nt
Organism: Amyelois transitella
Lineage: Eukaryota; Metazoa; Arthropoda; Insecta; Lepidoptera; Pyralidae
Exons: 1
Coding region: 792-2360 (522 amino acids)
Biological process (GO): cell population proliferation; mitotic spindle organization
Cellular component (GO): cytoplasm
Source: RefSeq, a predicted model, not a curated record